Ostrinia nubilalis (European corn borer) is the source of this 1623-nucleotide messenger RNA. Its product is annotated as leptin receptor overlapping transcript-like 1. Gene Ontology annotation, biological process: late endosome to vacuole transport via multivesicular body sorting pathway. Gene Ontology annotation, cellular component: endosome. The record is from RefSeq and is a predicted model, not a curated record. The coding region runs from base 119 to 514 and encodes 131 amino acids. NCBI's taxonomy places the organism in Eukaryota, Metazoa, Arthropoda, Insecta, Lepidoptera, Crambidae. The transcript is spliced from 4 exons.
CUCAGCUGUCAAUGUUGUUACUUGAUUUCAUUCAGGAUUUUGUGAAUAAUAGAUUUCACUAUUUUACGACUAAUCGUUUCAUUUAAACACCCCAAAUAAUACUUUAGACAUAAGCAUAAUGGCUGGAAUCAAAGGUUUGGUGUCCCUAGCAUUCACUGGGUCGAUUGGAAUGACGUUCGUUAUAUUGGCAUGUGCUCUACCAACUUAUGAAAAUGUGUGGUGGCCGUUCUUUGUGGUGUUGUUCUAUCUGCUCUGUCCCAUGCCGACGAUGUUGGCUAGGCGAUACACAGACAGCGCCGGAGGCACCAACUCGGCCUGCAUGGAAACUGCCAUAUUUAUUACCAUGGGACUCAUCGUCAGCUCGUUCGCACUGCCGAUUGUUCUUGCACAUGCACAUAUUAUAAAACUAGGCGCAUGCUUGCUCACUCUAGCCGGGAAUGUCAUAGUCCAUCUCACUAUCCUUGGUUUCUUCACAAUCUUUGACAUGGACGACUCAGACUACGCGAUGUGGUGAGAAAUCUAAAACCACAACUUUAACAUCUCCAAAUGGUCCAUGAAUCGAUCAUCGGCAAAAGAUUUUUGUAUUUUAAGGUAUGUUGUGGUUAAGUCGACAUAUACUUAAGUCUGAACGUUUGAUACUGAUUAGGUAGAGUGAUCUGUCGAUCUAAGUUUUUAAAUUAGCUCCCAAAUGUUAUAAAUGAUAAUUAUGUGCAAUUUGUUAUGCCUUAUGUGCUGAAGCUUUGGCAUGCCUACUCCAAUACAGAUUAAACGUUGGAUUUUUAAAUGUCACUGAGUGUGUAACUCUUCCUGUGUAAUUAUUUUUAUAUAAAUUAUGGUAUGAUUACCAUUAUACACUAUUUCUGUACUAACAUUUGAUGUAACCUUUUUCUAUGAACUUAGAAACUCAACUUUUUUUUCAACUCUCAAAUUCUAUGUUCUCGCUCAGUAUUAUUUUGAAUUUGUAAAUUUUCAUGAAAAAGUUAUACCAACCAGCUUUAAUUCAACAAUCUUGUUUAUGUGAUUGAAAAUUGAAAAUUGCUAUUUUUCAUUAGGAAUGCAUUUGUAUGCAUUUGAGCUUCUAAAAAAUAUACAAAGAAAAAACAAAUAAUGUUUACCUACUGGUUAAAUUCUAAUGUAUAAAAUAAUAUGAACAAUGUUUGUAAAAUCUUAAUAAAUACAGUAAAGGUUUGUGAGAUAUUAGGAUAUGGUAAUAAAACUAUGUAAUAUUCUUUUUAAUCCAACAGAGUAUUUUAAUAUUUCGUUGUAUCCAUUUUCCAUUAAACCUCCAUGUAACAGACUUUUAACUGUUGUUAUUGAUAACUUAAAUAAAUAGUAGCAUAUAAGAAAAUUAUAGAUUGUAUUUUUAUAUUUUCAGAUUAGGGGUUUAUUAUUGUUCUGCUGACUUUGCAAAACUCUAUGCUUAAUUUACCUAUUUCUGUUUUUAAAACCAAAGUUUCGUAAAUAUUUUUGUCUAAACACUUUUUUUUUUAUCAACAACUACCUAUUUAUAAAAUUAAUUGCAGUAAAAAUUGAAUAUGGGAUUUACGUAAAAUUAUUUGUAUUUACCUACACUAAAUUUUAAUGUUGUUUAUACUAAUGUUAAUGGAUAAGUAAUUACUUAUA